UGAUGGUGGCUGGUGACAAAAUUUAUUUACGAUAGAAGCGGACGCGGACAUUAGUUGUUAUCAAAUUGUCAGCAAAUUCCAUAUAUACAAAAGUUAAUUGUAAAACCUACGAUUAUUAAGACGAAACCUAAUUUUAAUUGUUUUAACCUUUACUCUGUACCGUACAAUUUUGUAAGGAUCGAUAAGUGUUUCUUAUAAAUAAGCCUGCGCGCUGUUGCAAUUCUUUUUUUUUUUUCACCCACAAUUUUGUCCGAAUGGAGAGAGUUGCGAACAUUUUUCAAAAGUGAAAAAUAGAAAUAAUGAACAAUUUACAUAACAUAGUGGUGUGAUGUACUGUAAAGUAUUUUGAAUGCAGGAAACCUAUUCAAUUGAAUCACAUUAUAUUAUAGUAUAUAUAAACCUUAAAGGUAUUAAUUAAGUUAAAGUAUAACUUACAACACAUCAUGAGAGGACGUUCUGGCAGAAGAUCUAGAAGUCGAGAUCGCAGGCGAUCAAGAAGUCGCGACAGGGGCUACGGAGGAGGCGGAGGAGGUAGAAGGAAUACCGCUGGUUCCAGUUUGCGAAAACCUAGAUGGGACAUGAGCCGAUUGGAGCCAUUUAAAAAAGAUUUCUACAUUCCUCAUCCAUCUGUCACGGAUCGCCCUUACUAUGAAAUCGAAGAAUGGCGUCGCAACAAAGAAAUAUCCCUUAAGGGCAAGUCGAUUCCAGAACCAGUUUUGAAUUUUGAAGAAGCUGGCUUCCCAGAUUACGUAAUGACGGAAUUGCGAAAAAUGGGUUUUAAGAACCCAACGCCUAUCCAGUCCCAAGGUUGGCCUAUUGCCUUAUCCGGUCGUGACAUGGUCGGAAUUGCCUCGACUGGCUCUGGGAAAACGUUAAGCUACAUCCUCCCCGCUAUCGUUCAUAUAAAUAAUCAGGGCCGACUACAGCGGGGAGACGGACCCGUUGCGUUAAUUCUAGCGCCGACGAGGGAACUGGCUCAGCAGAUUCAACAGGUCGCCACCGAUUUCGGCCACACCUCCAAAAUACGCAAUACGUGCGUAUUCGGAGGGGCUCCAAAAGGCCCCCAAGCCAACGACCUUAUGGACGGAGUAGAAAUCAUCAUAGCAACGCCCGGCCGGCUGAUCGACUUUUUGGAAAGCAACAGAACCAAUUUGAGGAGGUGUACGUACUUGGUGCUCGACGAGGCCGAUAGAAUGCUCGAUAUGGGCUUCGAGCCGCAAAUCCGGAAGAUAAUAGAACAAAUCCGUCCCGACAGACAAACUCUGAUGUGGUCGGCGACUUGGCCUAAGGAAGUUCAAGCUCUAGCCCAGGAGUUUCUGAAGGAUUUCAUACAAAUCAACGUCGGGUCGUUGCAGUUGUCCGCGAAUCACAAUAUUUUACAGAUCAUAGACGUUUGUCAGGAGAGCGAGAAGGAAGUGAAGUUGAGUACUCUGCUGAAGGAAAUCAUGUCGGAGAAAGAAAACAAGACUAUUAUUUUUAUAGAAACAAAGAAACGAGUGGAUGACAUCACGAGGAAAAUGAAGAGAAAUGGCUGGCCCGCAGUGUGUAUACACGGAGACAAAUCUCAGCAAGAACGCGAUUGGGUCUUACAAGAUUUCAGAUCAGGCAAGGCUCCGAUCUUAGUGGCGACGGACGUGGCGGCCCGAGGUCUAGAUGUGGAAGACGUUAAAUUUGUUAUCAAUUUUGACUAUCCCUCCAAUUCCGAAGAUUACGUUCAUCGGAUAGGUCGCACUGGUCGUUCCCAACGAACGGGUACUGCUUACACGUUUUUCACGCCCAGCAAUUCCAACAAGGCGGCCGACCUCGUCGCUGUCCUCAAAGAGGCCAAACAAGUGAUCAAUCCCAGGCUCCAGGAGAUGGCCGACAAUCGCAGCUGGAGUUCCGGCGGUUCUGGAAGAGGGAGAAGUCGAUGGGGACGGAACCGUCCACACCAAAGCCACCGUUCGAGGUCGAGAUCUCGUUCGAGGAGCCCGAGGCGGAGCCGAAGAGAUCGCAGUUACUCCAGAGAGAGAAGCCGCAGGAAAAAGUCGCGCAGCAUAAGCAGGGAGAAGAGUCCCGUUUCCUCCAGACCGAGUCCAGUCCCAGUUAGAAAGAGUCCCCUCGUCACGAGGCAAAUACAAACGAAGCUGAACGUUUCGGCGCCGCCACCGCCACCGUCAACACCGGCUCCUCCAUCGGGGCCUCCGCCAAACGUCGCCCCGCCUCCUCUACCGCAAACCCUGCCGCAGCCGAUGCUGACUUAUCAGAGUUUGCCUCCCCCGCCUAAUCCUUUCGGCGCAUACCAGCUGCCUAAUGGAACAUUGGUCUUCAACGCUCCACCUCCGCCGCCCCCGACGCAAGGGGUUACUAGAAUGUACUUUCCGUACGCUCCGCCGCCGCCCACUCCUCGUUAAGUUUGAUACAUUCUGAGGGUAUAAAAGUAUUGUUGGAGCUCAAAUUGGUUAUUUUUGAGUAUUGUUAUUAACAAAAAAUAAUCUCAUUAUAUGAUUUUAAGAUUACACUGUCACUAUAUUUAUUUUGAGGACUUUAAGGUACUUUAUUUAAUUAUCCUGAAUUUUUAUAUGUA
Messenger RNA from Anoplophora glabripennis (Asian longhorned beetle), 2566 nucleotides. Its product is annotated as ATP-dependent RNA helicase dbp2. NCBI's taxonomy places the organism in Eukaryota, Metazoa, Arthropoda, Insecta, Coleoptera, Cerambycidae. Gene Ontology annotation, molecular function: ATP binding; RNA helicase activity; RNA binding. The record is from RefSeq and is a predicted model, not a curated record. Bases 444 to 2393 code for a protein of 649 amino acids. Gene Ontology annotation, cellular component: nucleus; cytoplasm; ribonucleoprotein complex. The transcript is spliced from 8 exons.